Salvia splendens (bonfire salvia) is the source of this 749-nucleotide messenger RNA. Its product is annotated as probable U6 snRNA-associated Sm-like protein LSm4. Gene Ontology annotation, molecular function: RNA binding. Gene Ontology annotation, biological process: nuclear-transcribed mRNA catabolic process; mRNA splicing, via spliceosome. The transcript has 6 exons. Bases 1 to 414 code for a protein of 137 amino acids. The record is from RefSeq and is a predicted model, not a curated record. NCBI's taxonomy places the organism in Eukaryota, Viridiplantae, Streptophyta, Magnoliopsida, Lamiales, Lamiaceae.
AUGUUUAUUUGUUUGGUGGAACUGAAAAAUGGGGAGACAUACAAUGGUCACUUGGUUAACUGCGACACUUGGAUGAACAUCCAUCUCCGUGAAGUUAUCUGUACCUCAAAGGACGGAGAUAGGUUUUGGAGGAUGCCAGAGUGCUAUGUUAGGGGCAACACAAUCAAGUAUCUCAGAGUUCCGGAUGAGGUGAUUGAUAAAGUUCAAGAAGAGACAAAAAGCCGUUCUGACAGAAGGCCACCUGGAGUAGGGCGUGGAAGAGGAAGAGGUGGGAGAGAAGAAGGCCCUAAACCAAAAGGUGUGGGCCGUGGUUUGGAGGAUGGAGGAGGCCGGGGUGCAGGUGCUGCUCGAGGCAGGGGUGGAGUUGGAGGAAGAGCUGCUGGAAACAGAGGCGGUGGUCGAGGAGGCCGAUGAAAUUACAAGAUUCACUAUAAGUCUGAAGGGGUGUGUGUGGUCGUACUAUUUUUUUAGACCACUUGCUAUUUGGGGAUGAAACAUUCGACUUUCGACCAUAUUAGAUCUUGUUACAUGUUCAAUUUCUCCAACGUGCUGUUAUUAGUUGGACCUUCCUGACCAAUUCUAUGUUAAUCCGAGUAUUCCCAGCCUGAGUGUGAAUUUCUAAUAUUCUGCGGUAUAUUUGAUAAAUGGUGCGUCCCAACUUUUUUUAAUUAAGUUCUUAAUCUUCUGGCGAACAGAUUAAUUUACAAUAACUAAUAAUCAAAUACUGUAGUAUUUGAUUCGUUUAUCUA